CAUCAAGUGUCCCUGCACGCCCAUGGAGAAACUGCGAUUGUCAGCAAUGACAGAGGAAUCUUACGUUAAUGUUUUGUUUGUUUUUCUAUAUACUUUGAAAGGUUUGUAACGGUCUGGCUCACCUGAUGGUAACCAGAGCAGAUGGCAGGUUUCAGUUGGGUGAGCCUGGGAAGUCACAUGGUCAUUGGAGUAGGCGACUGCUGUGAGGCUGCAGCAGGACUAUGCAAAAGCGACUGAACCAAUUUGCUCUGAACUUGGUGGAGGGAUGGGGCAUGGGCCAGACAACAACGCAAAAAAUUUUGGCCCAGAUCUGGUUAAAAGGUUUGGCUGUCAGGUGUGUCGGUGGAUGGCAUCAGAGGUCAGCAAACUGGAGCCAGACCUGAGAGCCAGCGGUGUAGCGCUGGUGGGCGUCGGACCAGAGGAAGUGGGGCUGCAGGAGUUCAAGGAGAGAGGGUUUUUUAAAGGAUCCAUUUAUGUGGAUGAACCAAAGAAAACCUACAAGGAUUUGGGCUUCAAAAGGUACACAGCCUUAAGCGUGGUUCCUGCUGCUCUGGGGAAGAAAGUACGAGAUGUAGCUGCAAAGGCCAAUGCUGAAGGAAUCCAGGGAAACUUCUCAGGCGAUCUGCUGCAGAGUGGAGGCAUGCUCAUUGUGGCCAAAGGUGGAGAAAAGGUCCUACUGCACUUCAUCCAGGAUUCACCUGGAGACCACGUACCUCUGGAGGAUAUUUCCAAGGCUUUGGGUAUCUCAGCCAAAGUAACAGCAGGAGAGAGGCCAGUGUACUCGCACUGCAAAAUUUUUGAUCAACUGGAGGCUUUUCAGAGUUACUGGGACAUCCUGAUUAAAGGAAUUACAGUAGUCCAGUCUAGAGGUGGAAGAAGGCUGUCCUUGAAGCUUUUUUUGUGUGAUGCAAAGGACAUAUCCUGGUCAAAAAUUACCCCAAGGUUCUUUACAGUAGAGCUGGAGGCCAAGAGUAAUUGUUACCAUGAACAAACUGGAAUAUAUCCAAUAAAUGACUUAAAUCAGCCUAGUGCUGUUCUUUUAAUCCAAGUGACAUGUUCCAGUCUCUGCAAUAAAAUCUUGUGUUCGAUGUUGUCAAAUGCUGCACUGAGAUCUAGUAGGACAAGUAUAGACAAGUCCAUUGAGGCUAUGAGAAGAUCGUUGGUAACUAUCACCAGUGCUGUUUCUGUGCUAUGAUUUACUAUAAAUCCUGACUGAAAAUAUUGAAAAAUACCAUUCCUAUGCAAAUAAUCAAAACAAUCGGUUUGCAACAGCUUUUUCAAGAAUUUUAGAAAUAAAAGGAAAGUUAGCUAUAGGUCUUUGGUAGGCUAAAAUAUCUGGAUACAGAGUAGGCUUUUUAUGUAGCGGUUUAAUUAGUGCAACCUUGAAAGCCUGCGAUACGUAGCCUGUUAAUAAAAUGAUCAGAUCUAAUAUGUAAGUGUUAAUUAAAGGUAAAGCAUCCUUGAACAGCCUGGUUACAGUAGGGUCUAAAAGACAAGUUGAUGGUUUAGAAGAAGAAACUGUUAAGUUAGCUCAAAGAGAUCUAUAGGAGAGAAGCAGUCUAAAUACAAAUCAGCCAUCAGUCAAUUCUAAGGCCACUUUACUGGACUGUACAUCUGUGCUGGUUGU
This is a messenger RNA of Xiphias gladius (swordfish), 1627 nucleotides long. It is a transcript of the gene prxl2b, whose product is annotated as peroxiredoxin like 2B. The transcript has 10 exons. NCBI's taxonomy places the organism in Eukaryota, Metazoa, Chordata, Actinopteri, Istiophoriformes, Xiphiidae. The record is from RefSeq and is a predicted model, not a curated record. Bases 266 to 1195 code for a protein of 309 amino acids.